CACCGACCAUCCAAUGACGACACGCCGUGAAGGGGUUCGCGUCAGCUACAACGCGGCCACCAAUCUGCUCAUGCACCCCGAGGACCGUGGCCGCGACACUGUCAAAGUUCGAUUCACCUCGGUCUUGGAGCAGCCCAACCUCGUUGUCGAUGGCGUCGACGACCUUCUUUCGAUACCACUCUCGAGCGAACAUACCGCGCAGCUUGCAGCGCUCUACGGCAGCCGCGUCCCCGCGAGUGCGAUGGCCUUUCAAAACACAGCGUGGGAUGCAUUUGUCCAGUUGAAAAUGUGCGGCAUCGCCAACAACUUUCUGAGUACAUCCAGAGCCUGUACGGCCCACGUUUCGCACCUCGUUCUCGAUGUAACCGGUGCGAACGCAGCCUUGUACGAGCCCCACGACGUGCCCGAAGGUACCUAUGGCCGGCUCAUUCUUGCCUUGACAACAAGCAAGAAGAAGACCAAGCCGUGGCAAAGCUGUGAACUCAAUGCUCUCUCCAUGUGCGCAAUGUACCUCUCGGUGCAAGUGUCGUCCGAGCCUAUCACGGACGGGUGCCGCGUUGCGCUCAUCUACCACCUCGUCUACGACGACCCGGCUCCCGGCUUUUCCAUUGAGCAGCCAAGUCGAACUGCAGCUGCGGCGGUGUUGACGGCAUUGGCCAGUAUUCGGUACCAGGCGCAAAAAUACGGCAUCUUUCAGAUUCCCAACGACGACGGCGACAAUGACACGAGCCAGAAGCCACCUACGAGCUUUAAGCACAUACGCGGAUACGCGCUGGCAUUCGUCAACGCCCUUGACGCGUCGGGCGAGUACGACUAUGUGCUGGCCAGAGCAACCAAGAAACGGUGCGAGUACCUCGCCCGCCCGUCCAACGCAGCGAUCCCACCGUCGAUCAAGGCGUCGCGCACGAAGACCUAUCCGUCCAGAGACGCGCUUCUGCUGGCACUCGUUGAAGCCGCAAGCGGCAUUGAUGACGACCCCGAUGACGACGAAGACGAAGAUGGCUUUAUGUAUGGGUUCCGCAAUGACGACGUGCUGUCGACCACGCGGCUCAAGAAGACGCACGAACCAGAGCUACCUGCGGCGACAAUGCUGCAGCUCCUUCUCGAUGCCAACAGCGUCGACGUCAUUGACGAAUACCUCCGCCACAGCUGCCAGAACCACGACCAUCCCAAGAUGCACCACAUUGGGCCCAAGCUCCAUGCGUGCCUUACUACGUACGGUUGGUCUGCCCUUGGCUCUGCAGUACAAGCAAUGCUGCAGCGCUGGGUCGCAACGUCGCCGCCCGAGAUCCUGCAUUUGCCGUUUGUGCUGCUCGCGAGUCUGGCCGGCGUGCUGGACGACCCGAUCUGCGCGCCGCUCGACCAUCCGCGCCUCCCCGAGGUCGUCCAAGCCGCGUACGUGGCCCUUCGCAGCGCGUGCGAUGCAGCAAAAGCACUGGAUGAUCAGCGUAACUUCCGGGGCAGAAAAGGCGACCGCAGCUGGGACGCGGCGUUGUGCACCGUUCAAUGCAGCCUUUUGAUCGAGGCAUACGUGCGCGACAGCACCCUCUCGUUGUGGUGGAAGUGCAACACCCGACUGCCGCCUAUUCUCUUGUCGAUGGUGUACGCGUACUGGGCGCCAAAUGGUUUGAUGGCCGCAAUGACCGAGAAGCAUGCGGUUUCGCUCUACCACGAGCACGUGCUGCUGCCCGCGAUCGGGUUGGCAGUGAUUACCAACUCGCGCGUGAGCAUCGCGCCGUACGUACCCGCCAAGACUCGACGAAUCGACUGGAUCUUGUCUCGAUCCAAGUCGAUGACGGCGAACUUGGGCAAUCUAUUGUACCACGCGUCGCGUUGCAACGACCCCCGCGAUGUGUACGGUGUGUAUGGCUGGUACUUGGCCGCCUUUACUGAAGGUGGCGACGUCGAUGAUGAGGACGAUCGAUGCUGGUUGCUCUCCACCGUAUGCAGCAUCGCCAAGCGCAUUCCGAUCCUCAGCAGGAACCUCACCGAGGUGGCAACCUGUGUGGCCAAGGCCGUCGACUGCCUCACGCUGCGACCUGGGACCCUCGACUACUUGGUGCCAAUGGCGUGCGACGACGCAGUACCUCUGGACGAGAAGCUGCGCCACGAAUAUUCGUGUCGGCGCUGUGUCGCGGACGCCCUUGGCUUCUUCAACGCUGCGAAAGCACUUGGUCGUUGUGGCCGAGGCCGACGUGCCCGAGUUUAA
This is a messenger RNA of Saprolegnia diclina VS20, 2209 nucleotides long. RefSeq lists its product as hypothetical. The record is from RefSeq and is a predicted model, not a curated record. Bases 14 to 2209 code for a protein of 731 amino acids. NCBI's taxonomy places the organism in Eukaryota, Oomycota, Saprolegniomycetes, Saprolegniales, Saprolegniaceae. The transcript has 3 exons.